This is a messenger RNA of Eleginops maclovinus (Patagonian blennie), 6054 nucleotides long. It is a transcript of the gene fgf12a, whose product is annotated as fibroblast growth factor 12a. Gene Ontology annotation, biological process: regulation of voltage-gated sodium channel activity. NCBI's taxonomy places the organism in Eukaryota, Metazoa, Chordata, Actinopteri, Perciformes, Eleginopidae. The coding region runs from base 2412 to 2882 and encodes 156 amino acids. Gene Ontology annotation, molecular function: sodium channel regulator activity; growth factor activity. The record is from RefSeq and is a predicted model, not a curated record. Gene Ontology annotation, cellular component: cytoplasm; nucleus. The transcript has 4 exons.
CCUUCUGUAUUGGUAUGAAGUACAUUUAUUGACGUUUUAACGGCCCUCCACACAAAGAGGAUGAUUUGCACUAUGUUGCCACUGAAAGACAUCUUUUAUGCACAAACAUGUGGCUUGAAGCCUGCAUAUGCCUCCACACACACAAACACACACAGUUCACUUCUCUGCUAAAUGAUUGGAACUGAUGAGCCGUCAGCAAUACCGGGGCCCAUGUUGAGGUCUUAAUUUAUGGAUGAGUAGUUAUCACAUGUGAUUUACUGAUGUGUACUUUCUCAUGUGCUUUCACACACACAUAAGUACAAACACACAUUGUCCUUACCCUGCCUGUGAUGGAUGAUGAAGGGCCUGUCUCAAGAAUUGAUGGCCCCAUCCCAGGGGUAGGUGAGUUGGGAACUGAUGGUCAGGAUGAUGUACAGUUGAGAUGAACCCACUGUUGUUCAGGGCCACCACUCUGCAUAAAGUCUCUUAGGGAUCUCUUUCCACAUUGUCUUCUGUAAAAUAUUAAAAAAGCACCGGUAAUUAUUGAAGUGGUGAAUUUCAAGUAAAGACUUAACGUCUGCUGUUUCUGUUGAAGAAGGAUCCGGCUAAAACUUGAAUUUUUCGUCUCCUUAUACCAAGUUUAGAUAUAUUUCUUUUGUUUUUGUUAUUUAUUUUGUGCCAGACGGGAAUUGCAUGACUUCCUUGUCUUCUCAAGACCUUAAGGGACAGUCAGGCUCACUCGUACUCCUUUCUUGUAAUCACAUACAUCAUUUAUCAGAACAUGUUGUAAGCCAUGCAAAACAACCAUUUUCUGUAACUGAAUGUGAAUUUAGCCACACACAAUGAAACUGCAGUACCAAUUACAUUUUGACAAAACACAUAAAUUGCUUCUUUUGUCAGGCUAAGAAUAAACAAAGGAUAAGUGACAUCCAGCAUCUGAGUUGAUGUCUUAUUUCAUUGGAGCUUGUCUCCAAAUCUCUGCAAUUGCAAGAACAUACGCAUUUCUUUUCAACUGUUGUUCUUUAUUUAGAGUAAACCUUAGGAAAAAUAUGAAUAUUUAUACGUAGUCUGUUUCUUUCUUUUAUCCAGCAAACCAAAUUUAGCCCUCCAAUGUACUUGGCAAAAGUCAAAGCCUAGCUCUACACUAAUGUUGUCAUCUGAUUCCUGACUACUGCUUUAAAAAAAAGAAAAUCUAAAUAUUUCCUGGAUAGACCGCAGAGACUGCUUGUUUAGACAUCUUUGCUUUACUGGCAUUGCCUGUGGCAGAGUCUUUCUUUGCCCCAAAAUAAUCCUUGUUUUCACGUGCUCCCCAGAAGUGCUGAGCUCUUCGAGCAGCACCCUGGCCAGCUGCCAGAUGUCAUAGCCUCAAACUUGGAGGGCGGUUCAGGCUUAAUGCAAUGAAAAAAACUCAUAGAAACUUCAGGGCAGUUUCGUUGAGGUCAACAAAAAAGAGCUGGAAUCAUUUGGGGUGAACAUGUUGCUCGUUAUCACUCUUCUUCUCCUUCAUGAAAUAUAAGUCAUAUCAACUCAAAACUGCACAGUUGCUUCAUACCAAAUAAAGAAACCAUUGGCAUGUCAGUGUACAUUACAGAAUAUGGUUUCCAAAUAAUGCAGAAUCUGUCUUUUUCCUCUACUAGAUACAGUCAGAAACCAUUUGAAAUUAUUAGCAUUCUCAUAGAUUUUCUGUCAUGGUGGUCUCAUUGUGAGGCCUUCCUGCCAAUAGAAUUUAUUUUUAUUUUUUGUUACAAGAGAUGACUCAUUACAAACUGUCAAAUGAACAUUAAACAGCUGGUAAGAGAUAUGAUGAUACGGUUAUGGUGCUGUAAGUUUAAGUUUUUUGUAAUAAGGAAACUCCGGAGGCUGGAUUGUCCCACAAGAACAACAACACUUCCUUAAUGGUUAAUCCAAAUGUAAUAUUUAAACGAUAUGUGUAUAGAGAUUCACUAAAUAAUCUCAUUUGUUUAAUUUUGUAAAUAAAUCAUGCAAUUUAAAAGGUCUUUGAUUUAUCAGACAUAAACACAAACUAGUAAAUCUUUUUAAAAAAAAACAAUUUUAAUGGUAUAAAGUAUUAUUGCUCUGCUGGUACCCUCCAACACCCACAACCAUCUUGUCUUCUUUACUUAAUUAAAGACUGUUCAUUUUAUGUUUGUGAAACAUGUGUUUGUUGAACAUUUCAGCAUUUUAAAUUGCUUGAUAUGAAGAGCUGUCAGUGUACAAACACUUAGAUGAAAACACAGGUAUAAAUUAUUUUGUGUGAUUCUGUCACAGUUAUGAGAAUGCUGUUCUGACACAUACUUGGUGGGGAUGGGGCUGUGGCUUGGUCGGCGGUUUUUGUGUACGUGUCGCGUGUGUGUGUGUAUGUGCGUGUUUCAGAGCCGCAGCUGAAAGGCAUCGUGACACGACUGUUCAGCCAGCAGGGCUUCUACCUGCAGAUGCAGCCGGAUGGAACCAUCGAUGGCAGCAAGGACGAGAACAGCGACAACACCCUGUUUAAUCUUAUUCCUGUGGGUCUGAGAGUGGUGGCCAUCCAGGGAGUGAAGAGUGGCUUCUACAUUGCCAUGAAUGGCGAGGGCAUGCUUUACAGCUCGGAGAUGUUCACGCCGGAGUGCAAGUUCAAAGAGUCCGUUUUUGAAAACUACUAUGUGAUCUACUCGUCCACUGUGUACCGGCAGCAGGAGUCGGGGCGUGCCUGGUUCCUCGGCCUCACCAAGGAGGGACAAGUCAUGAAGGGCAAUCGCGUCAAGAAGACUAAACCCUCGUCACACUUUGUGCCCCGGCCCAUCGAAGUUUGUAUGUACAGGGAGCCUUCAAUGCAUGAGAUAGAGGACAAGCACCGCUCCAGGAAGAGCUCAGGGACUCCCACCAUGAACGGAGGGAAAGCUGUCAAUCAGGACUCCACAUAGCAGUGGGGGGAGGGGCUUCCAGCAGGGGGGAGUGGCCCCCCCCCCAAUUUCGCACCACCUUCCCCUCUGAAACAAAAAGGGGGCGUUGCUACGACGAGGAGCUAUUACUGUACAACCCAAGAAAACAAAAACAAACUGAACUCUUGCCUGUGAAAACCUUUUAGAUGAAUUAAUAUGAAACCAGAAGAUAUGGAUAUAUAUAUAUAUAUAUAUAUAUGAAAAAUCUAACAUUUUCAAUCAGGACUUGACCAACAUGUUAUGCAAAAAAAAAAAAAGAGAAAAAGCUGUGAUAAAUAAAUAAAUGGUGGUCUCUCUCUUCAAACAAAUAUCUAUCAUUUCCAAUUUAUGCUGUGAAAAACAAGCUUUAAUACAUGUAAAAUUUUCAUACAAUGGUUUCAUUUUCUAAAUUCUGUUGCACCCUCAUACGCUUAACUGUGUUAUUGUUGUCAGUAAUAGCUGUGACAUCUUCAUCAUUACUAAAUCUGUUGUAUCUUAUCAUCCCAGUUACUAUCACGGUAAUUCUGGCUUUCUUUUGUUUUGAGACUAGAAAAAGACAUCUUUUCAGAUGUUUUCUCUCUCAUAGUUUGAUCUUGAAUGCACUGUCACACUACCUGCUUUGGUGUGGGGGUAAGAAUGAAUGUAUUUGAUAGUUCUCUGUGUUGGACUCCAAUGGAAACAGAGUGCUUAGGGUGGGAUGUAAUUUACUCAGGUGUGAACUGUAAGCGGGACUAAUAGGACAGAUAGGGAUGUUUCAAGUACUCGAACAUGGGCUCCCCCUAUAUUGUUCUGCAAUGACGGGACAAGACUGAUUCAAGCAAUAUAAUAGAGAGCAGUCUAGUAUGUCUCUUAAUAAUAGUAAUAAUAAGCAGACGACACAUCCCUGUGGUAAGUGUGUUUGUCAAAGAAAGUUGUACAGGUAGGUCAAAGUCAGUCAAAGGAAAGCUGUUUUGAUAUCGCUUCAAUAUACUCUUUAACAUUUGCAAUGAUUAUUCGGUUCUAAGUAAAGAGAUGUCCAACAUUGUCAAAAAAAUAAAUAACUGUAUUCUCUCCAAUAGCAACGGGGAAGAUAUUGACCAGCAUCAGCACUAUGAGCCAUGGCCAAAACACGGUCACUUCACAUUUACACCUCAAGAAACACAGACCACUUUCUCUGUUGUUUGCUAGGUUAAUACAACAACAACUCUCAAAAUAUAACCAUGUAACAGUAAUAAUGCCUUUAAAUAUAUGGACAAAAAGUCUUCUCCUGUUUUUUUCUAAGCAAGAGAAGGAAUGAAAGUUGUUUUGGCAGACCCGGCAGUGAGGAUAUGUGUUGAUUAGUUUUCAAGACUCUUUCUGUUACUUUUACUCUGAAAGCAUUAGAGAUUUUCUCAACACUGGAGGACAGGGUGCCUGACUGUUUAAUAAUCCACUGACCUGACUUGGUGAUGUUUUCGAUAUAGGUCAUAAUCAUUAAGACUUCCCAUCACAAUGUAGCAGAAGGUCUCAUUGAGGAGCCAGUUUGUCUGGAUUAGCUAGGUUUGGGGAGGAUAUCUUACUAUUCCUGUGAGAGUAUCUUAUCGUUUGUUUUUCCUGACAUGGUAACCAAUAGAUUCUCCACCCCCCUGGUUUUGUGACCCAUGAAAUGAGCCAUUUGCUGCAUUGUGAAGGAAGCUUCUCUUUCAUAAAUCAACAUGCUGACAGGGCUGUAUAAACAAGGUGAAUUGACUGGUACACCGUGGACGUUGCAUAGCUCAUUUCUAAUCCCCAAUUAGUUUGUCUAACUCAGGAAGUCCUACAAAUUGUUCCGCAGAUGGGGCCAGACAUAAAGGCUGGCCGCUUCUUGUCCAGCAGCUGUUGCACAAAGCCUGGCCACCGAUGGGGUGUUUAGAGAGGUCGGGACGGGGUCGAUGGUGUUUUUAUUAUUAACAAAAGAUGGUGUACAGCCAAGCUAGCUAGUUUAGGAAGGGGGAUACAGGAGCCGAGACAAAGCAUGAGCAUUGCAUGACUGUAGGAGUUGAUGUAAUCUUGGGUUGAUUUUGAGGUGAGAACUUGAUUCAAAUUCGGGGAGAAUGGGUCCAGAACUUUUUUUAUGCAACAUUUUGAUCAGUAAUUUAGUGAGAGUUUGUAUGUCUCUCCUAUAUCUGGUUGGAAAACAUAUGCUAAGUUGGUGGUAUGUACAGUAAAUAGCACACAUUCAGUUGAACAGAGAAAACGCAGUGAUAUAUUAUCAUAGAUCUGGUGUUCUACCUUGGGUCUGGUUAUCUGCGAUAACUAACGGUACACUAGUUCGACUCACCUACAGCAUAACAUUGAUACUUACAGUACAUCAGGCGUGACACUGGAAGUCAACAGGCAAGACCAGCAUAUAGGAAUAUCUUUUUAUAGAGGUUUAUUUUGGUGCAAAUGAAAAUACAUGUGGACUCAAAGCAAUGCAUGAAAUUGGAUGUACUCGAUGUCAACAGUUGACAGCAGGAUGAGAGGAUUUAAAAAAGGGAUGACUAAAGCAAGGCGGUAUAAAUAUUUGAUGUGAGAAGGUGGGAGAGUAAUGCACUUUUUUUGGGGGGGGGGUUAUUGAUGUAUGAAAGGGUGACCAAAGGCUUAGGUUGUACGUGAUAUUAAGUAUAAUUUAUUAUGUUUAUGUUUGCAGAUGAUUUCACUGCAUUGGAACACACUCAUAUAUGCAUUAUGAAUUGUGAGAUGAAAUAAAAAAAUAUGCAUUGAUAAUAAAAUCAGAAUGAAGUUAGUGAUUGUUUAAGAAUAAAGACUAUGUUAUCAAAAACGUUCACCUAGACGCAGUGACUGAUUCAAUGUGUUGUUGAUCAUGACUGACAGUUUUUUUGUGAAUCUUCUUUAAAAUGAAUGUGAGUCUUUGCAACAACAAGAGAAGCAGCGACAUGAGCAGACAAACUAAAUCCAUCAACUUGAGAUUCUUAAGCGUUUUGAAAUUCAGAAAAUCUAAUCCGCUUCCUCUAUCAAUACACCGAGGGCGAUUUAUCUUCUCAACAGCCCCUAAAUCCGAUGUGUCAUUUUGGGAUGGCGCUCCUUCGCCCUUAAUUCUCCCGUUGUCAUGGAAACAGACCUUCCGUACCGUCUGCAAGGAGAAUGAGGAGGAGGAGGAGGAGGAGGAGGAUGAAGGCUCCCCUGACUUCAGGACGUGGUUUUGUCUUCAUUGCUGUGUGAUGGCUGCAGCACA